Messenger RNA from Phoenix dactylifera (date palm), 1365 nucleotides. Its product is annotated as zinc finger protein 4-like. The record is from RefSeq and is a predicted model, not a curated record. Lineage: Eukaryota; Viridiplantae; Streptophyta; Magnoliopsida; Arecales; Arecaceae.
AUAGUAGAAAGAGUAUCUUAGUUAUUAAAGGGACUGCCCACUUUUCCCCACCCAGAAUUCCACAAAAGAAGAACAUGGUGUCCUACCUUUUCUUAAUUUUCUAACCCCCUGCCCUUUUCUCUGCCACCUUUGUCCUCCCCCACCAGCAGUCUCCCAACCUCUGUCUUUCCAUAAUUAAACAUCACUACAUGCCACUAUGCGUACCCACCCAACAUCACUUCGCUCCCCUCCUUUCUCUCUUCCUCCUGUACUAGAAUCAAAGCAACACCCGUGAGUCCAGUUUCCCACAGAGCAAUGGGGAGGACGCAUGCAGCUCCCUAGUUGCUGAAGGAGACACAUAUCCAACCUUCCAGAUAAGCAUUUCCCUUGGGCUUCAACAUGAACACAUCCAACCAUGAAGCAUCCGAAGAUGUGUCUGAAGUCAGCAGUCAAGUGGCUUCCAACAUCUCUGUCCAAAAGCCCUUCCCAUGCCACAAGGAGGAGGAUCUAUCCUUCUCUCUGCAACCUAUAUCACUCGACCUUUCGCUCACUGUCAAGGCAGACUUAUCAUCACCAGCUGUUAUCUCCUUGUCAAGCACGAGCGAGAGCAGCAGCGAAACACAUGGUUGCAAUGCUCCCAACCCCCGAAGAGUCUUCUCCUGCAACUACUGCCAGCGUAAAUUCUUCAGCUCCCAGGCCUUGGGUGGCCACCAAAACGCUCAUAAGAGAGAACGGACUCUGGCGAAGAGGGCCCUUAGAAUGGAUGCACUCCCAUACACUUAUGCGAGUAUUGCAUCGCUGCCCCUCAAUGGUUCAGCAUUCCACUCGCUGGGAAUCAAGGCUCAUUCUUCAGUGCAUCCAGGCAUGGUUGAGAGGCAGGAAAGCCGGAGCAGUCCAAGGUUUGCCCGGGGCUUUCUCGGGCCAAUGCCGGACUUUGUGGAGGAUGAUGAUGCGAUUCUCUACUGGCCUGGGAGCUUCCGGCCAUCGGCAAACUCAGGUUUUGAACUGAUGGGGAAUUCAAAUUUGAAUCGUUCAACCGGUGAUCCCCUGCCAGCUGAGGAGCUUGAUCUUACUCUCAGACUUUGACUGGUUGAUCUUUGUUGUUUCUUCUCUAGUAUUUGCCUUUUAUCUUGAUAUUUUUAUUUUUGUGGACAAGUGUUUCUUCCAAUGUACAGUAAGGUAUGUGAUGGAACAUAGGUCUUUGCCGUAAGUUUUCACCCUUUCUCUAGGCUAAGCUUUGUUUCCAUGUUUAAAUCAUAUUCAGUGAUUGGUAUGUGAUUUUUCCCUUUUUUGAACAAAAAAUAUUUUGUGCUUGAUAAUGGUAUUCGAUGUUGUAUGUAUAUUUGGUUAUAUUCAAACCUAAUGGUUAUUGUUUCUUUCUAUUCA